AUGGUUAGGUAGUACGUGUAGGUAACUGAUGUUUAAAGAAGAGAAUUGGUGAGAUUGAUCCACGAAGAUGGAUUCUCGAUCGCCAAGGCCUCUAAGAUAACUAACAUACCUUAUGACAAUGCCAAGGCUAUCAAUAGAACUUACCUUAGAGAAAAAAGGAUCCACAAGAUAAACUACAGAUUAAGAUACCAGAAAAAGACUCUCCAAGUCAUUCCAAAUCUUUAAGAAAGUCUUAUCAUCAACACCUAGAACUCUACAAGCUAGAUGUCAAUUAAUGAGCUAAGCAAAAUUUAAAAUGAAUCCUAUGAAAUAAAUUCCUAGGCUGAAAACCCACUUAAGUCUUCAAAUGAUAACAUUUUGUCUGUCUAAAGUACCUAAAAUCCUCAAAAUAAUGCUACUUUUAAUCAAGCAAAAUAACCUUUCAACACAUAAACUUAACCAUCAAGAGCACCAUUAACAACUUUAUAAAUGAGAAACUUUUUACUAUAGUUAUUAAUCCAAAGAUAAUAAAUGUAAUAACUUAAUAAUUUCAGAUAAAAUCUCUUCAAUUCUUAUGGUUCAGUAAAUACUUAAUAAGGAAUUCCUUAAACUUUUGACUUUUAGAGUUACUCAAAGAGAAUAUAGGAAAGAGUAAUUUAGCAAUAAUAAAGUCAGAUAUAAGAACCAAGUUAAUAGGCUAAUCACCCUUAAUAACCUUAAAAGAGCAUCUUUAAUCUACAACCUUUCAACAUGAACAGCUGUCAUUAAGGCAAUGGGAUGCAGUAGCCAUCUGUCUAAACUAUUGUUAAGAUUAUCAAGCCUAAGCCUCAAUAUGUGAUCAUGAGUAACUUAGACCAAAAUUAAAGCUAACAACCUAGAUACUUUAAACCACAAGUAAUCUAACUUGAUAGCCUGAAUCAGUAACAAAGAUUAGAACAAAUAAGUGCUCCAAGCACACAUUAGUUCACUGGGAAUAACUAAGAUAUGUAGUGA
This is a messenger RNA of Stylonychia lemnae, 972 nucleotides long. Lineage: Eukaryota; Ciliophora; Spirotrichea; Sporadotrichida; Oxytrichidae. The record is from the annotation of a GenBank genome assembly.